This is a messenger RNA of Bacidia gigantensis, 522 nucleotides long. RefSeq lists its product as uncharacterized. The record is from RefSeq and is a predicted model, not a curated record. Gene Ontology annotation, cellular component: membrane. The transcript has a single exon. Lineage: Eukaryota; Fungi; Ascomycota; Lecanoromycetes; Lecanorales; Ramalinaceae. Gene Ontology annotation, molecular function: transmembrane transporter activity. The coding region runs from base 1 to 522 and encodes 173 amino acids.
AUGGCCUUUCUCAAGAGGUUCAAGGCCGCUCCACCGCCUACAGCGACAGAUGUGGUUCUAGAGGACAAGCCUCUCCCGGCUGCCCAAGAUCUCGAGAAACAUCGAGACGAGCUUUCUGUCUCCGAGUCCCUUCCGCAGACACAUAAUGAGAACAUCGAUCCAGAGCUUGAGAGAAGAGUUGUCAGAAAAAUGGAUUUUCGUAUCGUACCGCUCGUGUCAGCUUUGUAUAUUCUGUCCUUUCUCGAUCGCUCAAAUAUCGGGAAUGCUCGCAUAGCCGGCAUGCGAGAGGAAUUACAUUUGGUCGGCAAUCGCUAUCAGUGGCUGUUGACCAUCUUCUACAUAACUUACAUCCUGUUCGAAUGGCAAACUCUCAUGUGGAAGGUUGUGCCACCCCAUAUUUGGGCAAGCUUCGUUGUUUUUGGCUGGGGCCUGAUAGCUACCGCGCAAAGUGGUGUGCAUAGUUGGUCAGGAUUAAUGGCAUGUCGCUUCUUCCUUGGCAUUUCCGAAGCAGGGUUCGUGUAG